This is a messenger RNA of Protopolystoma xenopodis, 459 nucleotides long. The record is from the annotation of a GenBank genome assembly. NCBI's taxonomy places the organism in Eukaryota, Metazoa, Platyhelminthes, Monogenea, Polystomatidea, Polystomatidae.
AUGGCGCGACAAACUUUCACUCCUCGAUCGGUAGUGGUAACUGAGUCUGCGACUCUAUUUUGUGCCUCCUCAAUUCCAUUUGCUGUCCGAUGCUGUGCGCUGCUUCGUCUUAGCGCGGCUGGCUCUUUGGUACAGCCUCCAUUUCACUCCUUCCGUUCGGGACCAGUUUGGGCUAAACGCAACUCUCCUUCAACAUGCGGACCGACUGUCGGCAUGUCUUGCUGUCAGCAAAGCAUCCGUGCUCCGUGUUGGCUUUGUGUGCUACAGUUUUUUAACUCAUUCCUUCCAGACACGCCCGCCCAGAAUGCCGAUUUGUCUUGCCCGAAGGCCGUAAAUAUGCCGAAAAUACACACCCCUUCCCCUUCAGAAAAUCCAUUUCAUACUCGGGCCUCACGAGUGGAUUCAUACGCCUGUCUGUCUGUGAGCACAGGCAUCCUCCCCGAGAGACACUCGAGAUAG